AUGUUUCUUCACGUUGCCGCACUGACCGCCGUGCUCGCCCUGGUUUACUAUGCUGUCAAUCGAUUCGGCGAAUAUCAGAAGCUCCGCCACAUUCCGGGACCAUUCUGGGCACGCAUCACGCAUCUCUGGGUCAUUCGGCUGGUUUUGCGAGGCCAGUACAUCGACAUGAUGUUGGACUUGCACGGGAAGUACGGCCCAGUGGUGGUAAUGGCGCCCGACUACGUGCUACUCAGCGACCCUGCCGAGAUCAAGAAGAUUGGCAACGUCCGCUCCCCAUGGGGCCGGGCGCCAGGGUACCAGUCAUUUCGCUUCAGCCCUGGUCCUGCCGGCGACUCGAUCUUGAGCAUGCGUGACGACAAAGCGCACGCACGGAUGCGGGCAAAGCUCUCGUCGGGCUAUGCCGGCAAGACGGUCGACGGCGUCGAGCAGAUGGUUGACAGACACGUCAUGCAGCUCGUGGAUAUCAUCGACACGAAGUACAUUACGACCCCCGGGACCACGUACCGUCCCCUCGACUUCUCUCGCUUGGCGCAAUACCUGACCAUCGACGUCAUCACCUCCUUUGCCUUCCAGGAGACUUUCGGCUGUCUGGAACGUGAGGAUGACUUCCACGGAUAUCUCGAUGCGGUCAGCGGCGCAGUAGCGCCCCUACUGUCGUUCGCAUUCCUUCCCCUUUACCCCAAGCUGAUGGACAUGUCCGCCUUGGGUUCGAUCUUCCCAGAGGGUGGUUUCUUCCCCAAGGUGUUUGAGAUGGCCCGGCGCGAAGUAGGCAAGCGGUACGGCGAGCAGGCGCACGAGCUCAAGGAGAGGAACGACGUCCUGGGCACCUGGGUAGCUGCCGGACUCGGACAGAAAGAGCUGGAGAACGAGACGGUGGCGCAGCUGACCGCCGGCGGCGAGACGACAGGCACGGGUAUCCGCGCCAUGAUGCUCUACCUUAUGACCUCGCCGCACUCGUACCGAAGCCUUCAACGAGAGAUUGACGAGGCAUUAAAGUCUGGGGCUGUUCUGAGGAGCCCAAUUUCGGACAGCGACGCAGCCAAACUCACGUAUCUCGAGGCCGUAUUGAAGGAAAGUCUGCGGCUGGUAGCGCCCGCUGCUUUCUUCCCUAAGAGCAGUGUCACAGACGAGAUUCUCUGCGGGUUCAAGAUCCCGGCGGGGGUCAGCGUUGAGCCAGCCUACAAGCCUGCUCUGCGCUCCAAGGAAAUCUUCGGCGAAGAUGCCAGCUACUUCAGGCCUGAGCGGUGGAUCGAGACCAACGAGGACCGGGCAAGGUUGAUGGACGAGACCUUCCGUUUCGUAUUUGGUGGCCCCAGCCGAUGGGAAUGCCUUGGAAAGGGGUUGGCAUUCAUGCAGAUGCGCAAGGUGAUUUUUGAAUUAUAUCGACAAUUCGAUUUCACCCUUGUCAAUCCGACUCGGCCUUGGAAGGCCGCCGGAACCCGGAUUUGGGUUAUCGAGGAUCUUUGGGUGCAGGUCACAAGAAGAGAUCAGACAGGGGGGCCGGGCAUGGAGAUCAAGACGUGA
Molecule: messenger RNA, 1524 nt
Organism: Anthostomella pinea
Lineage: Eukaryota; Fungi; Ascomycota; Sordariomycetes; Xylariales; Xylariaceae
Source: the annotation of a GenBank genome assembly